UUUUCCAUUUCAGGUCAAUGCAAGGCAGUAUCGCAGCACAAGCGUUCAGCUUCGACCAGCAGUUUAAGCCCUAUCAAAAGGAUGAGUUCGUUAUGGCAUUUUUUAAUGAUCAGAAUGUGAUCUCCAAUUUAAAAUUGCUCUCAGCUUCAGGACAGUGGACUACAUUGGAUUCCAAAGUGACAAAAAUUGAAGCUACAUUAGUGCCCUGUACACAGACUUCCAUGUCAUUUUUUGAUCGGCUCUACACUGAAGGAGUUGUCAGAGAAAAUGGAGUCAUUGUAAAGUGUUAUGAUGAAUAUUAUGAUGAUAUCCUUAUCUCUGAUGAAUUAAGGAAGGUCUUGCUUCUGGAAGAUUCAGACCAUUAUGACAUAUUUAGUGAAUCAGACCGCAAGGAAUUUCUGUUCUGUCUUUUUAAACAUCUUUGUAUUGGAGGAACUCUUUGCCAGUUUGAAGAUGUACUUGACCCAUACUUAGAAACUACAAAGGCUUUAUAUAAAGACUUGGUGAGGACUGCUUUAUAGAAUUGUUGGCAUAAAUGUAUGUUGUGUUUGAGAUUAGAGGUGACUGACUAGAGAUGCUAAGUCAAAAAAAGAAGACGACCAUUUUUCUCCCAUACGAUGACUUCUUUAACUAGCAACAUUUCUUACUUCCUUCUCAGUGGGAAGUGGAAUGCAAUGGUCAGUUGUGCUGAGACUCUUCCUAUCCAAGCCGAUGGGAAUGUGAAGGUCAUUGAUAAUACUACUAAAAUUUUGUACUAUAUUCUUAUUCUCUAUUUUACUAGUCUUAAUAAAUUUUGGUGGGACAUGAAGAACAAUGUGGACCUGAGCAAUGGAAAACAAUUGCAGAUCUCUGAAAUGUGAGAUAGUGUUUAUGUUAUCAGAGUUCUUAUACUUUGUAAUGUACUGGAAUGAACCAUACAAAGACUUCAAACUACUUAGGGUAGGAUUUCUUUUCUAUUCAGCUGUAUUUGGAAUGGUCUGAGUAUCAACUGCUAUUUCAUCUCCUGUUUAAGAUUAUACACAUGAACAUUAGAAAAAAAAAGUGUAAGUUAUAUUCCUUGUUAGAUCUGUUCUUAAAAUGCCUUUCAUUAAACAAGAGUAAAAGCUUUCUAUCUGAACAAAGAUGCAAGCAUUAGAGCCAGUGACUCUUAGACAUCUGAAUAUCUCUUGACUUGAACCAAGCCAUUCACUUUCUUGCUUCCUUUGGCUGCUGUUGUUUUUCCUGAACACAUUAGUUUUGUUCUGAGCCACUCCUCAUCUUUCCCUUCAUGUCUCCUUAAGCCUUUUUCCCUUAUUUUUCCUCCUGUAAACUGAUAAGGAUGUUAAGUAGUUCUUAUUAUCCAGCCCCCAAACCUCCCCAAAAAAGGGAAAACCCCUUACCUUUCUUGCUUUUCCUAUAUCCUCAACCUGUUCCCUAUUUUCCCCUUAGGUAUUUCUGUAACUUUUCUCUUGUGUGCUACAUCUUCCCUUUACAUUAUAACAGCAUAAACUAUUUCCAGGUCUGAUUGUUUUUUUUUGUUUGGUUCGUUGGUUCUGUUUGUUUUUUGUUAUUUAAUGUUGGUUGUUUGUUUUUGUUUUACUGUUUUCUGCUUGCUUUCUAUCCAUCAGUUUUAAAAUACACCUAUCCACUCCUAAUGAUGUAACUGUUUUGGUAUUUAUCUACUGUGUGUCUCCCCAUUUCCCUGCCUGCAGUGUCUGUCUGUUGAUUUCUCACUGCCAGUGGACUGGUAUUCGCACUGCUUACCAGUCGAAAAAGCGAGUCACAAGAUAACUUGCUCCUUUGAUAUUAAGUUCAUGUCUAACCAGAGAAGCUUUCAGUCUUGACAUUUCCAACCUUCUCUCCCAGAUCACAGUCACAUUUAUCUCUUCCUUCCUUCAUUUCAUCCUGCCCGUAGUUUACCCAGAAUGUGAGGUGGUUGUUGCUGCUUUGUUACUACCUUAUUAAGAGAGAAAAAGCCAUUAAAGAGUAAGUAAUGCAGCUUUGAAGAGGUACCCUUGCACACCAAUUUUGACUGAAUUGAUUUCUGAUUUCCAGUCUGCACUGUACACUGUUUUUACUUCAUUUUUUUGCACAAAUAACACCACACAGUAAAGCAAUUAAAAUUACUUCCUUAUGAUCUCUGUAGUUUCAAAAGACAACAGUUCACAACAGCAUUGGUCCCUUAAAUUCUUUAACCAAACCGUUCACCUUCAAACUUCUGUCGAAGCCCAACUAUUUUUAAAUCCUUCUAUUCUAGACAGCUACCCUCUGCCUGCUUUUGUUGCAUCCUGGAUUGCAAUCUUAUUAGAUACAUUCUGCUCUUUGUAAUAUGAUACUCAAAACUUAUCAUGGUGUUAAGAAAUUCUGCAGACUGUACUCUUUUCAAAUUAUUUUUGUCUUGGCAGCUCCUGGGCUCGGUAGAAAACAAAUGGACAGAACAAUAAUUGCUGGCUGUUAGCGAAUGUGUGUUGAAACAUUGGCUGGCACAGAUGGCCUUAAUCAAAUUGUGAUAUAACUGUAGAAAUACACACAUUGUUGCUUGGUCCCACAACAGUUUUUCUUAAGCAAAAGAGCCUUGAUAUGAAGAGCACCACAGAAGUGUAACUCCUGCAGGAUCUGCAGAGUGGCAGACCUGUUACAAGUCUUUACCACUUCUUUUUCUUACAGUUUCUUCCGCUUGAUCCUGAGUUCUAACUCCAAGGCACGAAAGCUCUAAAUAAAGUCAGCAUUUUGUUUUCCUAAAGCAUUUUGACAUUUUGUUUUCCUAAAGCAUUCACAGGUAUAUGGUCUUCUUAUGAUAGAAUUUGAUAAUCUUUUGAAAUUAACUGCUCUAGAUAUUUGACAAGCACAACUAAGAAGUUUCAAAUAAAAGCAUUAAAUGAGAGGUUUUCUACUUUGGAAAAAGAGUAAUUUUUUCACAAUGAAUUUAUUCACAGUUGAUACAAACACAGCAGUCAUUGUCCUGUGACCAACUGAAAUCCAUUCAGAUUUUCAGCCUGUCAUGUUCUAUGUCACCUGAAAAAAUUAAAAAUAUUUGUAGCAUUUUUGCUUUAUCUAAUUCAUUUACGUGACAGAAGUGGGGCAAUUAAAAUAUCAUCUAUUAAACUCCGUGAUCUUCUGAAUUGAUAAAUGUCUUCUGUACUAAGUCCUGUUUUUUCUGACAUUGCCGCUUUCUGGUGACAACUGCUGUCGUAUCUUAUCAGUAUUGUUCUCUUUAUUCUUCUGUGUCAUCUCCACAUCCUUUCCCCUGUGAUAAGUGAAUUUAUGUAAAGCACUGGGUUGUUUAUUUAAUGGUUGGAAAGCCUAAUAAAACAUUGCCAGUGAGUAAGGUGAGAAUGUAAUUAGAACUCAAAGUGAAUUGAUCCACAAUGAGGAAGUUUGCUCAUCGUAACCAGAGGAUAGAUGCACACUAAAAUGACAAAGGAAUUUCCAUAGUUGAUUAAUGGUUUAGGAGUUAACAACCUGGAAGAACAAAGUGGAUAUUGAGACAAUGUUUUAAUGGAAAUAUUCUUCUUUUCAAGAAGAGAAGGUAUGCUUUUUCUAAAAUCUUUUAGGGAAAAACAAAACAAAACAAUAACCCCCCCACAGCGGAGCUUGUCAGAGGGAACAUCCUGGUUUCUUCCUAGCUAUCAAGAGCAGAAUCUCGUCUGAUUUUGGCAGAUAUAUUAUUUUGCCCUAAAAGUUAACCAAAGCAUUAGAAAUAAACAUGGCAUACAGGAAGCUAUGCACAUGGGGAGAAUUUCUCCAGGCAAUGGAAUAAAUAAGAUUUACUGUCACCCUUUGCUUUGGUAUCCUAUGUAUAACAUAAAAUUUAAGGAACCUGAAAGUUUUCAGAUAGAAGAAAAGGAAGCCGGAGUAACCUAAGAACAAUGGUAGUUUUUGAGGAUGGAUGUAUAUGGCAGAAGUUGCUGACCCCCAGACCUGCUGUACCUUGGUCAGAAACUUGUCACCCUUUCAGCAGACACAGUGCCGCAGUUUACAGCCCAGCAUGUUAGCAUAAACUGACCUCUAUUUUAGUUUAUCUUAAUAUGCUGCUCUGUAAACUGCAGUGGUUCAAAAGCUGAGUCACGAACCAGUUGAGCUGUCCCUGCUGGGAAGACAGUAAUCUCUUGAGGGGUGGUAAGGUAGAGAACUGGGGCCAGUACCAAUUUCAGCACUGUUGUCUUAAUCCACUGUUGAGUAUAUCAACAUGUGAGUUACAGCAAAAAAUUCUGAGAAAGCCUCGUUACUGACUCACCACAGGAAAGAUCUGCUUCACAGUACAGACUUAGUUCCUCCACAGCUGUCAUUACUUUGCAGAUGAAAUCAGUUGAAGUCAUUUUUCAAUUGGUUAAAAAAAUAACGUGGGUUGGGUUUUGUUUGUUCUUAUAAAAAGCAGCUUUGUGAAAGCAGUAGUAAUAGGGGACUGCUGUCAUAGCUUGGAGCUGGUUAGGUGGACAACUGGGCUGCUUUUAAAACAGCCUCUUGCAAUUUGGCUGUUUUAUGACCUUACCCAGGAACUGAACCUGUUUGUCACAAGGCAGAUUCUCAGCAGAUUCUGGGAACUGUAUGAAUAUGGAAUGUGUAAGGGCUCAACUGAUCCAUGGUGAAUCAAUUUAAACAGCAAUCUGUGCAAUCAGAUAAACUGAUAGAAGUUACGUGAGCUAACUAAAAAGAAAUGUAGGCAUCGCUUUAAAGAAGACCUUAGGAAAAGUAAUAUAUCUUAAGAUAUCUCAGUUUAAAAUACGUUGCUGAGAUAAUUGGCCACUCUGCAAUAACAUCUUAGUGUUGGUAAUAUAGUAAUUAGUUAGUAAUAAUAUCUUAGUAUUGGUAAUGGUGAUGGAAGAAAUGUCAGA
This is a messenger RNA of Meleagris gallopavo (turkey), 4814 nucleotides long. The record is from RefSeq and is a predicted model, not a curated record. NCBI's taxonomy places the organism in Eukaryota, Metazoa, Chordata, Aves, Galliformes, Phasianidae.